This is a messenger RNA of Cyanistes caeruleus (blue tit), 1353 nucleotides long. RefSeq lists its product as uncharacterized. Lineage: Eukaryota; Metazoa; Chordata; Aves; Passeriformes; Paridae. The record is from RefSeq and is a predicted model, not a curated record.
CUUCCCUCGGGAGCACAACACAUCCAGUAUAAAAGCUCAGCUAUCCCAGGGCUCCUCACUCGACCAACACCGAGCACCGCGACGUUCCCACCAGCACUGAAGGGUCACCGCUCCAAGAUGUGCUCCAGACAAAGCUCCGGAGGCUGCCAUGGGAUGUCCUCCCAGUCCAGCGGGUGCCACAGCUCGGGCUCCAGUUGCCACGGGAGCGGCUCCUCCAGUUACCAGUCCCAGGGCUCCUCCUGCUGCGGGGGCGGAGGGGGCUCCGGCAAAAUCAUCAUCAGCUCUGGUGGUGGAGGAGGUGGAUCCUGCUGCAGCGGGGGCUCCUCCGGAUACGGGAUGGGAGGGGGAUACGGUGGUGGCUCCUCAGGAUCAAAGACCAUCAUUGGAGGGGGAAGCAGUGGAGGGUGCUCAGGUUAUGGCAUGGGAGGGGGAUACGGUGGUGGAUCUUCAGGAUCAAAGACCAUCAUUGGAGGUGGAAGCAGUGGAGGUUCCUCUGGGUACUGUGGUGGAGGGUCCAGCUAUGGCAUGGGUGGAGGAUACGGUGGUGGAUCCUCAGGAUCAAAGAGCAUCAUUGUAGGGGGAGGCAGUGGAGGUUCCUCUGGGUACUGUGGUGGAGGAUCCAGCUAUGGCAUGGGUGGAGGAUAUGGUGGUGUGUCUUCAGGAACCAAGAUCAUAAUGGGAGAUGGAGGCAGUGGAGGUUCCUCUGGAUGCUGCAGUGGAGGGUCCAGCUAUGGCAUGGGUGGAGGAUACGGUGGUGGCUCUUCAGGAUCAAAGAGCAUCAUUGUAGGGGGAGGCAGUGGAGGUUCCUCUGGGUACUGUGGUGGUGGAUCUUCAGGAUACGGGAUGGGAGGAGGGUACGGUGGUGGCUCUUCAGGAGGGAAGACCAUCAUUGGAGGUGGAGGCAGUGGUGGAUCCUCCGGAUGCUGCAGUGGAGGAUCCAGCUAUGGGAUGGGCGGAGGAUACGGCAGCGGCUCCUCAGGCCAGACCAUCAUCAUCAGCUCUGGAGGUGGCGGCGGAGGCUCCUCCCAGCAGAAAUGUCCCAUUGUCAUCCCCAGCGUGGUGUCCCACCAGAGCAAGCAGAGCUGCUACUGGCCCUACAGCCAGCAGAAGUGACAGCCCUGGGCAGCUCCGGUUCUGAGCCUCUGCCACGGCACCUCUGUGUCCCAGCCCUGGCUCCGCUGCCUGGUCCUUCCCAGCGUGUCUUCUCCUGUCCCCUGGAUGCUGCAUCCUGGUGUGAGAACUCCAGGAUUCCCCUGCUGCGCUCCUGGUGUUGGGGUGCCUUUGAUAAUGUUCUGCUGCUUUCCCAAAGGCACUUUUUAUAGCCAAUAAAUGUCGUAAUUGCUCAAAACUGCA